AUGAUGGGUAUCACUCAUUUGGUAUCUGAUAAUGAUACCGUCAAUAGACAAAAUUACUCACAUAAUCACAAUGACGGAGAUCAGUGUUUUUACCCAUCGCAAGAUUAUCAAAGACAACAUCAGCAACAGCAACAGUCAUCAGCCACAUAUUCCUCUACUUAUUCGGUAACUGGAAAGAAAUAUUCGCACAAUAACAGCACAAAUCAGGGAAAUCAUGGAUUUCGUUCUACCCUGGAUAUAUUUUCAAAUCAAGUACAAUUACCUCCAAACACGGGGCCAGCAGGAACAGUUGCAGUCACAAACGGUUCAAACUCAACCAAUAAUAAGAACUUGAGCCAUGUUCCAUGUAAAUUUUUUAAACAAGGGGUAUGUCAAGCUGGUAAUUCGUGCCCCUUCAGCCACAAUUUAGAAGGUGCUUUGGGUGCUGAUAAAUUGCCGUGCAAAUAUUUUCAAAAAGGUAAUUGCAAGUUUGGGUUGAAAUGUGCCUUAGCCCAUUUUUUACCAGACGGUACACGAGUGAAUUCAAAAAGCUUUUUACAAUUGAACGGUAAUGGCAAACCAAAUAACCAUAGAGGAUCUUUUGGUUCCUAUACUGCAUCUUCAUACCCAAUUGAUUAUUCACCUCCAGAAUAUGAAAAAUCGUUUGUGGAUGCAAAUAAUAACGGAAUCGAAUCGUCUCCCUCGAAUACCGUUUUUGCAACACAAAACAGUAAAACUACCAGUUUUAUAAACAUCGGUAAUGGGACUUCGCUGCUGUUGCAACAGCAAUACCAGCAACCAAUAUCAUUGUCUCUGGUUCCCCAAGAAAGUCUUGAUAGGUCACGUUCGUUCAAUAGAAGCAAUAGCUUACAGAACAUUCCUCAGCCAGACAAUACACCUUCUUCACCAUAUUCUCAGCAACCAAAAAUUCUGCAUCAACGACUGCUCCUGAUGCAACAUCAUCCUAGUAUAUUUUUGGUAUCCAAUUCUUUUAAUAAUGGGCUUUCAAAUGCUUCUAAUGGAUUUAGCUUUCGAUCAAACCCACCUCUCGGAAGAUCAAAUUCAAUUAGUUUGAGUAAUAACGAUGAUGACCAUAUACCAGUUCAAUAUUUUACUCAUAAUGCCAAUGUCCAAGCGUCGCCACAGGAAACUCAUUCUGCAACGACACCAACCUCAAGAUUCUCAUUCAAUUCAAGGCUUUCGUCUCAACAGUUUAUUCAACAACAACAACAACAACAACAACUGCUGCUGCAACAGCAACAAGGUCAUGGGUAUUAUUAUACCGAAUCCAGUAGUUCCGCAAUAGUAGAUGAUGAUGAUUAUCCAGCUGCUAAAAAUGAAUUCAUGUUUGAAGAAGAUUUCAUACCUGGUUCUUUAAGUGAUGUUAUACUUACACCACAAGAAUUAAAACGUCGUGAUUCCAGAUCUCAAAGUGGAAACUUGAACGUGCGUCCUAGUUUGAACAAUUUAUUCGAAUCACAAACGCAACCUACUCAUGAUAAUGGUAAUGUAUUUUUAAUGGAUUGA
Molecule: messenger RNA, 1506 nt
Organism: Candida albicans SC5314
Lineage: Eukaryota; Fungi; Ascomycota; Pichiomycetes; Serinales; Debaryomycetaceae
Exons: 1
Coding region: 1-1506 (501 amino acids)
Biological process (GO): protein polyubiquitination
Molecular function (GO): ubiquitin protein ligase activity; metal ion binding
Source: RefSeq, a predicted model, not a curated record